CUGAGACUUAAUAUACAGAAUAAACGAAAGGCAAACUCUAUUAAACCUAAAAGACACACACACAGAAGAACAAACCCGCCUCUGGCAGCGGAAAGGAGAAGGAAAGGCGCGCUUUCCCCUCAGGGCGCGGCGAGGGGGGGCGGGGGGCUCGCAACGCGCACGCGCCAGGGGUCUCUCCCGCCAAAAGGAUCACGUGCUAACACGCAAGCGGCCCUCUCGCCCCCCUUCUGACCCCGACGCAUGCGUAAAAGCUCGUCCAAGCGCUUCGGCUUGAAACCUCCUAGAGCCAGAAAAAUAGCAGAGCCACAAGGGCUCAACUUCCGGUAAAGAAACAGCUGCUGGGUCAUUUAAACAGAUGGACUCUGCAGGACCAGACGAAAAGACGCUCCGCCCCCACAGCCGUCGACGCCAAUUCCAUCUCGCUCAGGAUUUCCCGGAAGUGGGACUCGGAGGCGCGUGGUCGCCCGUGGCGGCGGGCGGGUAACAAGCUUGCCGUGUCCAUAGAGGAGCGCCACUCUACACUUUCGCAUCUCUGCAGCGCGCACGUUCUCCUUCCUGCUCUGCGAAGACAUAAACAGAAUCAGAUCUGUUCCAGAGCGGAAGUGACGAUAGAAGGCGGCGGCUUCCUAAUAAUGAGGAUUUUUGUCGUCGUUUCUAGCUGUAUAAUUCCCUCAUAGACCCAGCCGGGAUCAGCCUCUGAGGAAGGCAACGGCGCGAAACGUGAAGACCGGGACUCUCGCAGAAGAAAAGGGGCGCGGAGGGCUACAUCCCUCUUCACGAAAUAGCUCUAUGGCAUUAGCCGUGGCGCUGGUGGUGACGUAUUUCCGCUGCGCCUUGACUGAGCCAAGAUGGCGGCGGCCUUGAGUAGCCGGUGGCUGCGGAGCUGCUACGCUUUCUUCAGGUAUCUGUGGGAAGGAACCAGCUUCCUCCACUUCGCUCUGCCGCCCCCGCAGCUUUGUCUCCCCCCAGCCGCGCCUUUUGCUUCAGUUCACUUCCAUAGCGACGUCCUCCUGGGAUGAAUUCGCUCCCGGAGGUGCUGCCGCCUCCUAUAGGAGCAGCCCCUGCAGUGAAUUAGUAAAUCCUCGGUAGAUAAUUGAAGCGAAAUUUGAUCUGGACACCCAGCUAAGUACAACAGAACCCAGUUUGUAUUCACUGUAGAAAUCUCUCUUCUAACUCUUGCUAUUGUGAUUUUUAACUGCUCGUUCUGGACGUAGUUUGCCUGUAUUGUAUUGUUUUAUUUGGAUUAUUUUGCUUGUAUUACACCGUGAGCAAAUAAAGAAAUCAAUAUCUGCAUCUUCAAAGGUACAAGGUAUCUUUGAAAAUGUUUUAUAGUCUAAAUCCUGGAGGAGGUAGACUGUUUUGCAGUGACAGAUGUACAGUUGAAUUGAAUUUUAUUAUUAUGGUCACAGACCAGUUUUGGCUCACUUACAAUAUCAGGAAAAUCAUAAAACACAACAGGAAUACAUUGAUGUGUACAGUUAAGGAGUUCCUGCUCAGUUUCCUAACAGCCUGGCUCUUGAAAUGAGAGGACUGUAAGCAGGACUUGGCUGGCAGUGGACUCCAAAUAUGGUGGAUCUUUGCUGAUUUGUCCUCCAGAAUUCAUAUUGCUUAUAGCACUUGUACCUAAGAUGGAUAUGUUUUUCCCCCUAGGCACAGUUUUCCCAUCCUGGCAAAUGGUAAAGCUCGUUGCAUGUCAGGAUUGAGGGGACCAUGGAGCAAAGUGGUAGCACUGGGGUUUGGAGUAACCUUGUCUGCAAUUCCUAUUACACAGGUAACCCUCUGGGAAAUAUUUAUCGGUUACAAUGUCAGGACCCAAGGUUCAACUUAAUUUUUAAAUUCUUUGGUAGUCUCUUUUUUAAAACAAAUCAUUUCCCUUCCAUUUUGGGUUGAAUUUUUCUUCUAUUUACACCUCCAGCCUUUCUGUCCUUGUUACUCUCUUAUCUGGAACUUGCUGCCUCCUGACAUCUGUGUCUCUACUUGUUUGCAGCUGUUUAAACAGUAUGUGAAAAUGUGGCUAUUUGUCAGGUAUGGGCAGGAGCCAGAGGAACGGGAGGGGGGGCGAUGUGUGAGCCGAAGGAGGCAGGGACUGGUGGUGCAAGAGGAAAGUCAGGAAGAGGAGACAGGGCAAUGAGAGACAGAAGAGCUGCAGGAGGCCUCGGAUACUGGAGAGACCAAGGUGUUUCUAGAGACAGUUAUGGUUUUGGAAACCCCACUUUGUUGCCUCCAUGCUCAAGGAGAGGCGUGUAGUGCCUGGAACAGCUAGAGCUGCUGUUGAGGAGGAUCCGUCAGGUGUUUGAAUGCACUGCAAGUUUAAGACAGGAGGGGAUGGGGCCACACUGUAGCUCCAACUGUCCAAGACAGAGCAUGGGUCUGCUAGUCAUAGGUGCCUAGACAGCUAGUCAGCAUGAAUAUUCUUGUGAUGUAACCAAGUGCUUUGCUAAUAAAGUACUAAAAAUUCAGUUGCUCAUCCUUGUUGGUCUGGUUCAACACUGUGCUCUGCCUCCAUAGUUGGAGGCAUAAAUGCUUCUGAAUACCAGUUGCUGGAAACUACGAAAGGGGAGUGCUCUUGUGCUUGAAUCCUGUUUGCUGGUUUCCCACCUGCAUCUUGUGAGCCACUGUGAGAACAAGAUGGGCCAUUGGCCUGAACCAGCAGGCUUUUCUUAGGUUCUUAUUAUAAACAUACAGCACCUAGCUGCUAAGGUAUCAUUACUGCUUUAUUUUUUUCUCAUAUAAUUAACGGAGAAAUCACAACAUUUGGCUUUCUUUAUAUGCAGACACAAUGGAAUUAAGUGGCAGUGUGAAACAAACCAUUUGCAGUAGUCCAUUGCAAAUUGUUUUUACUGUUUUUAAUUGUAAAACUUUGUUAAUAGUGUUGUUUGGGGUGGUCUUACUUUAUUUCUUUAUAAUUAAUAAAAUAUUUAAAUAACACUAACCCUUUUUCUUAGGACAGAGUUUUGUUAUUGGACUACAACUCCUAUUAUCCCUUACCAUUGGCCAGGCAAGUUGUGGCUGAUGGGAGCUGGGAAUCAGACGACAGGUAUAGGGCCUCAGUUUCCCCAUUCCUUUUUCCCCCAUUUUUUUUUUAUUGAUUUUCCAAAAAUUCAAAACAAACAGACAAACAAACAUACAAACAUCCUGUUUAAAUCUUGGUAACAUUAUUAAGUGCUUCCUCAAAUCCCCUUGGUUGAGUUUCAUUAUAUAUCAUUUUAACAGUUUUCCAAAAUCGAUUUUCUCAAAAAAUUAACUUGAUCACUUAACAUCUUUCAUUCUUUCUAAUUUAACUUUAAACAUCUUAAAUCUUAUCCUUACAUAUUUAAAUCCUAAGCCUAACUAAUAUUUGCAAGUUUUUCCAAUUAAGUUAUCUUAACAUAUUUAGCUAAAUAGUCUUUAAAUUUCAUCCAUUCUUCCUGGUACUCCUGCUCCUUCUGUUUGCAGACUCUUCCAGUCAGGUCGGCCAGCUCUGAAAAAUCCAUCAUCUUCAUCUGCCAACAGUUUCCCCGUUCCUGUCUUACUGUUGCACAGCAAAGUUUGUAAUUUAGAAAUGCCUGAGAAAUCAGCUACCUGGCAAUGGAACCGAGCUUAAGGUGGCACCAGAGGGACACCACAGAGGGUAUUCCACAGCUGGCGAGUCACUACAGCAAAGACCCAGAGAAAUAAGGAUUCUAGUAAUGCUAGAGUGAGCCCAAUAACACUUUUGAAUGAAUUGGUUCUGUUGAGCUUUUCCACUUACUAUGGAAUAUGAAAUCUUUUUAAAGUUCCAGGCGGCUUAUCUACCUUUUAGAGUAAUUAUAACAUUAGAUGAGGUUUGUAAGGGUUCUUUCUACUCUAAAAAGUAAUAAAACUAUCUUACAAGUGAUGACUUUUUAGUGUUUUCCUAAGCACAGAAAUUAGCCUCCGUCCUCUUCCUGUUAUAAAACACUACACUUCAAGCAAUCCAAUUGAAGUGAUUGGCAGUAGAUUCAAUAUGAAUUUUCAAAAGGGCAUUAAUGCAGUGCAUAAUUCAUUUAUAAAAUUUGUUGCAAGAUAACAUUUAUGAUACAGUCAUACCUCGGUUUGCGAACGUGAUCCAUGUGGGAGGCACGUUCGCAACCCGCAGCUUAUGCGCAUGUGCCGAAACCUGGAAGUAACCCGUUCCGGUACUUCUGGGUUCGGUGCGGUCCACAACCUGAAAACGUGCAACUCACAGAGUUCGUAACCCGAGGUAUGACUGUACCUGCUAGCUUUAAAAGUGGAGGUGAAUGGAGAAUGGGUCUGUUGGUGGCUAUUAAAAGCAGUUUUCCUUCAUUUUCUGCUUGGGGGCUUUCCAGACAUACUUACUUGGUUGAGUUCUGUGAGAAACAGCCUGCUGGACAUGAUGGAUCUUUGUUGUGAUACAGCAAAAUUCUUAAUUAGAGUGACAGUGUCCUUCACAUCCACAUUCAGCUGGUAAAAACCCAGGUGUCAUUUAGUUGCCAAACUUUUAAAUGGGAGCAAGAUCUGUUAGAGCAAGUGAGAAAGAACCAUUUGUUUCCAGUAACACUGUGAAGAUUCUUGAAGAUUCUCAAAGCAUUGAGGUGCAAGAUUAUUUAGUCUACAGCAGCUAUAAAUAGAUGUGGAGCACAAUUCAAAGUGUUGGUGUUGACCUUUAAAGCCCUAAAUGGCCUUGGCCCAGUAUACCCAUUGUUCUGCCCGGACACUGAGGUCCAGCACCGAGGGCCUUCUGGCGGUUCCCUCACUGUGAGAAGCAAAACUACAGGGAACCAGGCAGAGGGCCUUCUCGGUAGUGGUGCCCACCCUGUGGAACGCCCUCCCACCAGAUGCCACCAGGGAAGUUUUUAAUGUGUGACAUUUGUUUGUUUGUUUGUCUGUUGUUGUUUUUUUGUUUUUUAACUUUUUUUAAAUUCAAAAUUAAAACAACACAUAUUAUCCAGAAACAUAUCAUCUGUAUUUUUUUCCCCAUUUUUCCUCCCUCCCCCUACCUCCCAGCUUCCCUCAGUUCCAGCCUUUGAUUUCUCUGUGAAUGCUGUUUUCUGCAUGUUACACAUUUGUAUAGAUCCUCAAACUAUUUAGCUGAUUAUCAUCAAUAAAAAAGUUUGGGAAUGUUUAUUCAAAGCCAGCCAAGGAGUCCAGUUCACUUUGUUGCAUCUUCAAAUACUUUGUAAAGGGUUCCCAUUCAUCUUUAAAGUCACAGUUAUCCUUGUCCCGUAGCUUAUAUGUCAGUUUUGCCAGUUCUGCAUAGUCCAUCAAUUUUUCUUGCCAUGAUUCUUUAGUUGGGGUUUCUUCAGUCUUCCAUCUUUGUGCUAUUAGGACUCUCACGGCUGUUGUCGCAUACAUGAAUAUGUUUUUCAGCUUUUUUGGCAGAUCUUUCCCUACAAUCCCUAACAAAAAUGCUUCAGGUUUUUAAACAAAUGUUAAAUGGAACAUUUUCUUCAAUUCAUUGUAUAUCAUUUCCCAAUUACAUUGCAAUCCCACCACAUAUGAUAAAAUGUCCCUUCCUUUUCCUUACACUUCCAACAUAUAUUUGAACUAGUUUUGUACAUUUUCCCUAACUGCACUGGUGUUGUGUACCAUCUGUACAUCAUCUUUAUGUAAUUCUCCUUCAAUAGGGAACAAUCUGUAAAUUUUAAAUCAGUUUUCCAUAAUUUCCCCCAAUCUUCCAUCAUAAUGUUGUGACCUACCUCUUGUGCCCAUUUAAUCAUGAUUGAUUUUACCUCUUCAUCUUUUGUCUCCCAUUCUAAUAAUAUGCUGUAUGCGGCCUUCAGUAAUUUCACUUUCCCUUCGAUCACUUCAGUUUGAAACCUAGAUCUUGUAUAACUGAAUCCUUUCUUGCUGUCUUCUUUAUGUGUUUCAUAUAGUUGUUGAUAAUGCAACCAACUCUGAAAGUGGUCUUUGAAUUCAUCAUAAUCUCUUAAUUUCCAUUUUCCAUCAUGGUCCUUUAAUAAAUCAACACAUGUCAUCGGCCGUGCACACCUUGAUCCUUUCAGUGCUUAAGCUGUGUGAUCGUCGCUCUGCUGUGCAAGGGAGCUAGCAGACAUGCAAGGAAGUGUUGCUGGCCCACCCUCAAAAUUUACAGUUGGAGAUCGUAAAAUCUUCAAGAUAUGGGUGGCUGAAAUAGCACCAGAUAUUUGGAACUGGUGAUGGAAAGCUUUUAGUAUUAGUUUAAAGGAUGUUGGAGGUAUAAUGCUACAGCUGCAAAUAUGCACCAUAUAAUUUUGUCUUAUCCAAAAAUUAUUAUAUUCUGUAUGGCUCUAGUUCACAAAAUAGAAGUAAUUGUGGGUUAUGUUUUCUCAAUGCAUUUUAUAGUUAUUUUAUUUGGUUAUGGAAAGGUUUUAGUUUUACCAGAAGGUAAAGAACUAACAGUUCAUCUAUUGACAGCUGCACAGAUUGCUAUUAGUUAUAACUGGGGAAAACGCAAUGCUCUGACUUCAGAUGAGUGGAGGGCUAAGGUGUGAGAUAUUGGACAUAUGAUAAAACUGACAAACUCAAAGCAAAAGAAGAAAAGCCUUGGCAAUCUGUUCAGUGAAAAGUAGAGACUUUUAAAUUAUGUAAAUAUGGGAUAAUGUCGAGCCACAUACUUUAUUAGGAAUUGCCUGAGGAUAAGUAAACAUUGUACUAGGUUUCAAUAAUUAGUUAACAGGUUUUACUCACAGUAGACCUACUGAAAUUAAUGGACAUGUGUAACUUAGGUCCAUUAAUUUAAAUGGGUUUUAUCUGAGCGAACACUGGUUUUACGAUUCCAGUUGUUUUAGGUCAUUUUCUUCUUAUAAGUAACAGGGACGCGGGUGGCGCUGUGGGUUAAACCACAGAACCUAGGGCUUGCUGAUCAUAAGGUCAGCGGUUAGAAUGCCCUCGACGGAGUGAGCUCCCGUUGCUCAGUCCCUGCUCCUGCCAUCCUAGCAGUUCGAAAGCACGUCAAAGUGCAAGUAGAUAAAUAGGUACCGCUGCAGCGGGAAGGUAAACGGCAUUUCCGUGCGAUGCUCUAGUUCGCCAGAAGCGGCUUCGUCAUGCUGGCCACAUGACCCGGAAGCUGUCUGCGGACAAACGCUGGCUCCCUCGGCCAAUAAAGUGAGAUGAGCGCCGCAACCCCAGAGUCGGUCACGACUGGACCUAAUGGUCAGGGGUCCCUUUACCUUUACCUUUAACAGAUAGUAUUAUCAUUUUGGUAUAAUUUUAUAUAUUUUGCACAUUCAUAUAUAUAUUUAUACUUUUGAUUAGUGUACUCACUGUUACGCUAAUAAAAUAUUUUUUAAAGUUAAUGACUUCUGGCUUUUUUCUUUUUUGCCGGCAGCCAUGUCAGGUUUCCAGAUUUUGAAGAGCUAUUAUUUUGAAAAGCAAGCUGACAAACGCAUAAUAUUUGUCUUUCAGAAACAUGAUCCAAGCUCACUUAGCAAUGAAGCGUUAAUCCGAAGAGCUUUAUCUUUAGUAACCGAUAGCACUGGUACCCUUCUCUCUCAAACAACAUAUGCGUUAAUUGAAGCUCUAACAGAGUAUACAACGGUAAGAUGCUCUGUCUCUGAACUUCUGAAUUCUGUAGCAUAACACAAACUUUUAGUUAGCUGGGUGCUACUGAGUAUGGGUUGUUUCCUGUUGCAGGCAGUUUACACGUUGGUGUCACUGUACCAGAAAUACACACACCUCCUUGGGAAAAUGAAUUCCAGUGAGGAGGAUGCAGUUUGGCAGGUGAUCAUUGGUGCUCGAGUAGAGGUAAGGAACCAGCAAGAAACCUGGGCUCAAUGCAUCUUUUUCAGGAACCAGUAUUCCAGCAUUGAUAUUCUGGAUAUGGACCCCAAAGGCCUGAUUUCAAAUUCCUUACUCCAUUCUCACUUGAAACACAGCUUUUAAAAAAAAAAGGAAAAAAGAAAAAAAAAAGCAGGCUUAACAGUGAUCGGAUAUACAGCUGUAAGUUCAAAUGAGAGUGGUUGUAAACGAAUUGUGCCAAAUCAGAAGUUUGCUUUUAUUUAACCUAACCUGCUUAUAAAAUGUUUAUUUUUUGGUGGAAUAAACAAGUUCAGAUGCUGUUUCUCAUUGUAGCUUUUGUCUUUAGAUGACUGCGAAGCAGCAGGAGUACCUGAAGUUAGAAUCCAGGUGGAUGACUGCAUUGCGCCUUUCAGAGAUGGCAGCAGAAGCAGCGUAUCAGUCUGGUAUUAUUCACUGAAGCAUAUCCCCAUCACUGAAUAGCUCCCCACUGUUGUCCUUUCCAAGGCAUUUGCAUCUUAGGACAAGUUGUAUUCACUUGAAUUGUCUCUCAAACACUUUGGUCCAGAAGAGUGUUCAUGUAGGGGUGUUCCCACACCUGAUUUUGGAGUUUGGGUUGUACCAUAGAGGCCCCCCCCCCCCGCCUUCCAAAAGCUUUUUGGAGAUGUUAAAAGAAAAUAGCACAACAUGCAUAUAUGUGUUUCAUCAAAUGCAGACCAUGUUUGGAGAGACCUUUUUAAACUAGCCUCAGAAUUUGUUGUCCUGUGAUGUGGUGAAAGAAAAUAAUGGAAGGAAUUUUGCAAUACGGGUGCAAGGAAAGUCUGCAUCUGCAACCAUGUAUGUCUGCACGUUGUUGUCAUAUGACAGCCAUGUCUUAAUGUGAAUGACAUGUGCCCAUCCAUGAACACCCUUGGAUGUGUGCCUGGACCCAAGUCCAAUCACUGUUGUGGUGUAAAACUGCUGAUUUUAACAUUACUUUUUCAGGAGCUGAUCAAGCAUCCGUUUCAACACAUAACCACAUUCAGCUGGUGAAAACCCAAGUGCAAGAGGUGCGGCAGCUGUCGCAGAAAGCAGAGACUAAGCUGGCGGAAGUUCAAACUGAGGAGCUCAUGAAACUGACAGAAGAGCCACCGUUGCUGCCAGCCGGUCGACAAGCCAGCGUGGAGGAAACCGAUGAAGAAGCCUACCUGCGUGAAGACUGAAGUGUUGCUAGCCUUGAGGAUUUUGCCCCCAACUUUGAUGGGGGAAGGAGGUGCUAAGUUGAAAUACCAACCUUGUUAGCUGCAGGUCUUGGACAUUGGAAGUUGUGUUUCUGAUUUGUGGGAAAGUGUUUCUAUUUAAAUCAACUAUGCAAAUGUGAAAGUAGCCAGCUGAGGGGUCCUUUCUUGGCUGUGGAGAUCUAUUGUUAGAAUGGCUAAUGAAGAUGAUUCAGUAACAGGUCCUCAAACUCUCAAAAGCCUGGAGCUAAUUGUACCUUCAAUUUCAAAAGUGUUGGGUUUUUUCCUUUGAAAAUAUUUACUUGGGUUGUAAAGGAAAUGAAGUCAUGCUAACUAUUAUUGCACCUGAAAUUUCACAAGUAAGUUGCCAGAAAGUCAGUUUAAAAGAUAAAUGUCACUUGUGUGUGUAUAUGCUCCCCCCUAAUUAUGUGAACUUUAGCAACCUCUUUUUAAAAAUAAAAGUUAGCAGGACUUCUUUUAACUGUAGCUAAAGGCAGAUUCUUAAUAGUGGACUGUGCAGACAAUUGUCCCAAUAUGGCACAGGUGAUCUACAUGCUAGCACACAGUAGCUGAAGUCACACAAGGGUGUCUCAUUACAUAACCACAACCAACAACAGCAAUAAUUUAAUCACUCAAUUCAGAUAGCUGCACCCAGCAGUGGGAAUAAUCUGUUGUCCUAACAUUAUGGAGUAAAAAAUUCAAAAGGUGAUGGGGAGAAUAGGUUGUGCAGCAUCUAUCACACUACUAAAAGGCACCUUUUGAGACCAGUGAUUAAAAUUUUCAGUGCAAUCUUGCACAUUCAAUAUGACUUACUCAUAAGUGCAUUUAAUCUAACUCCAACAAAACUGCGUUUCAAAUCAAAUAUACCUCUGUAUAGCUUAGAGCUUAUAAGAUAUAGAGGUGGGUUUUAUCUUGCUCAAACACAAAGUGAAGAGAACCCUUUGGAAUGCUAUGUGAGCCAGGUAAUGCCAAAAGUGAAGAAAGAAAGGCGGGCUAGGCUUUUUUGUAAAGGCAAAUCACUUCCAGUGGUCAGAUGGAACUGUUGCACACAAACAUUCACUUCUCACUGCUGCACGCAUCAUGGCUCGAUAGACACACCACAAGUAUCCUUUCAUCUCCUUUUUCAUACCACCAUAAUUGAAUGCCCCUUGCUAUCAAUUACAGCCCUGCAUGAACACACUAAUUGUAAAAAUAAUAACACAUCUAUGCCUCCCCAAGAAAGACACCGUUCUCAUAGAUUGCAAACUAAAUUUAAUGUUCUCUUCUCCACCCACCAGCUCCCAACUUUAGGGAAGCAUAAAUCAGAUUGCAUCAGAAAAGAAAGUAGUCACAGUUCUUUUUUAAAAUACAGGACCCCUGACCAUUAGCUCCAGUCGUGACCGACUCUGGGGUUGCGGUGCUCAUCUCGCUUUAUUGACCGAGGGAGCCGGCGUACAGCUUCCGGGUCACAGGAAAGGUAUGCUAAAAGGAACAGCCGAGACGUGGGCCUUGUCAGCAAUGAUUUGGAUUUCUGCUGUUUGACAAUGCAUGAUGCUUUUUUGGAGACAACAAGGCAGUCCAUCAAAACAAAAACUGCAGCAUGGAAGGCCCAGAGAUUUUCAGGACAGGGGAAUGCAAAAGAUGCAGCUUGAGAAAAUGUAAGAAGGGGAGAAUCCAACUUGACAUUGCAUAAUAAUAAUUUUUAAAAAUCUAUACAGAAAUUUGAACAACAAUAAUAAUAUGAAAAGAUGUGUCUAUGUGUGCUUGUAAUGCACAUCACCCUUACAACUAAGCCCAGGAAAGUUACCUGCCCAUUAACAUCUUUACUAGCCUGUUCACUUACCCUGUUUAUGUAAAUUUAUGGAGCUGACAAGACUAAAAAAUGGGUGAUGGGGAGAAGAGAAAAAACACGGUUUUCCAAUUUAUUAACCCCCCCCCCCCACUAGCUGGUCACCUGGAGACACUUCACACAUGCAGGUGAUCAGCUGCAUUGCCCAUUUUCUGUUCCCCGUCUCCCUGCAAUCUUUAAUUUUAAAUGCUGCAUAGACAUUUCUUCUAUCCAUUAUUCUCAGUUGUUGCAUGGGAGUUUAACCCCUAUUCUUCCAAAUAAUUCAGCAUUGGUGUGAAAGGGAAGGAAACAAAGCAAGCCAGGGUUAUUUGCAGUUCCACCCCCAACACACAGUACUUUUCCUGCCCAAAUUCCAGUGAGAAAAAUGACUACUGAAACAUGAAAACCAUGAAGACAUGUUAUGGCUCUUGGUUAGGCAUGAAUAUAUUGUGCAACAUGUAUUUCGUUACAGCACAGUGACUUACCCCUUAGGUUAAUACAGAGGUUACCGUAAAAGACGAUUCGGGGUUUCUAUCUGUCCAGCUCUCCAGGCCUAGUGAAGCACACUGCACCUGCCUUCCUCCAGAUGCUUAACUACAGCCCCAUCUUCCUUGACCCCUGUCUACUGCUAAUGAAGUGCAAACAUCUGGAGGGCCCUCAAAUUGGGAAGAGAAGCACCUGAGUUUGGAGAACAGCCCAAAAUACCCCUGGACGUUACGCCAAGGCCAAGGUGGCUUGCUACUGUAGGAGACGCCAGUGGUCUAGAGACACUACACAUUUUAACAAGUUUAGCUGUUGUGGGUCCUCUCUCCCUGAGAAUUAUGGGAUUUGUACUUUUACAAGCUCAUACCUCGUCUGGAAGCCAUGAAAAUGAUUAAACAUGUUUUAAACUGAUC
Podarcis lilfordi (Lilford's wall lizard) is the source of this 11594-nucleotide messenger RNA. The record is from the annotation of a GenBank genome assembly. NCBI's taxonomy places the organism in Eukaryota, Metazoa, Chordata, Lepidosauria, Squamata, Lacertidae.